Messenger RNA from Penicillium roqueforti, 3051 nucleotides. Its product is annotated as putative plasma membrane H(+)ATPase. Gene Ontology annotation, cellular component: plasma membrane. The transcript is spliced from 4 exons. Lineage: Eukaryota; Fungi; Ascomycota; Eurotiomycetes; Eurotiales; Aspergillaceae. Gene Ontology annotation, molecular function: ATP binding; ATP hydrolysis activity; P-type proton-exporting transporter activity. Gene Ontology annotation, biological process: proton export across plasma membrane; regulation of intracellular pH. The coding region runs from base 1 to 3051 and encodes 1016 amino acids. The record is from RefSeq and is a predicted model, not a curated record.
AUGUCCGGCGACGGUCAAGCCGAACGUGCCGAGACUCGCCGCCGGAGCUCACGUAUCUCCCGGGCAUCUCUGAGCGGGGACUACAACAGUCUGGACGAGUAUGGCAAGCUUGUCAAGUACGUUUCGACGUUCCGGGAUGCUGCGGCGGAUCAACAACAGGGCGAAUUGGUCGAGAAACGAGUCUGGUAUGCCCCGUGGAAGAAGCAUCAGGUCCGCGUCAAAAAGGUCGAGGGGGAGGUUGGCAAGUUUCCCGAUGAUUGGACCAUGACGGAUGUCCGAGAGGGGCUUUCUAGCCAUGAAGUGCCAAUCCGUCGGCGUCGGGCUGGUUGGAACGAGAUGACAUCCGAGAAGGAAAAUCCUAUUGCUAAGAUUCUUUCUUACUUCCAAGGACCAAUUCUCUACGUCAUGGAAUUGGCUGUUCUGCUUGCUGCUGGUCUAGAGGACUGGAUUGAUUUUGGUGUGAUCAUUGGUAUCCUGUGUCUGAACGCGGCAGUGGGCUGGUAUCAGGAGAAGCAGGCUGCGGAUAUUGUUGCGAGUCUCAAGGGUGAUAUUGCCCUGCGUGCGCAGGUCAUUCGUGACAGUACUCAACAAGAAUGUCUUGCUCGGGAGUUGGUUCCAGGCGAUGUAGUCAUCGUCGGUGAAGGUCAAGUCGUGCCUGCGGACUCCAGAGUCAUCUGUGAUGUCAAGGAUGAACAUGGCUGGGAAGAGUUCAACCAGCUUCAAGAGCAGGGUAUGCUCGGUGGAGGGUCCGAGUCUGAUGAAGAGGAAGACCCAACCAAUACCGAUAAGGGUAAGGGCGAAGACGGAGAAGGCGGAGAAGGCGAGAUCAAGGCCAAGGAAAAAGACGAACACCAGGCGAAGAAGGCUCGCAGACGUGGCUAUCCUAUUUUAGCUUGUGAUCACUCUGCUAUCACGGGCGAGUCGCUAGCUGUGGAUCGUUACAUGGGAGAUAUGAUCUUCUAUACAACUGGCUGUAAGCGUGGCAAGGCCUAUGCUGUCGUUCAAACGCCUGCGACCACUUCCUUCGUUGGCCGCACUGCAACUAUGGUGCAAUCUGCUAAAGGCGCUGGUCACUUCGAACUUGUCAUGGACAAUAUUGGAACAUCUCUCUUGAUUCUCGUUAUGGCCUGGAUCCUUGCUGCAUGGAUCGGUGGAUUCUUCCGUCAUAUUCCUAUCGCUUCACCUGGUCAGCAGACUUUGCUUCACUACACUCUGUCUUUGUUGAUCAUUGGUGUACCUGUCGGUUUACCUGUUGUGACCACUACCACCAUGGCUGUCGGUGCUGCCUAUCUGGCAAAGAAGAAAGCUAUUGUGCAAAAGCUGACUGCAAUUGAAUCCCUGGCCGGUGUCGAUAUUCUGUGUUCGGAUAAGACGGGUACACUCACGGCAAACAAACUGAGUAUUCGUGAUCCUUAUGUAGCUGAAGGCGUCGACGUGGACUGGAUGUUUGCCGUUGCUGCUCUCGCGUCAUCGCACAAUAUUGAAUCUCUCGAUCCGAUUGAUAAAGUGACAAUUUUGGCGCUUAGACAAUAUCCAAGAGCACGAGAAAUCCUGCGACGGGGUUGGUCAACCGAAACUUUCACGCCCUUUGACCCGGUUUCAAAACGCAUUGUCACUAUUGCCACCUGUGACGGUAUUCGGUAUACCUGCACCAAAGGCGCUCCGAAAGCCGUGCUUCAAUUGACAAGCUGCUCUAAGGAGACAGCUGACUUAUACAAGGCCAAAGCCCAAGAAUUUGCGCAUCGAGGCUUCCGCUCUCUCGGUAUUGCUGUUCAGAAAGAAGGCGAAGAUUGGGCUCUGCUUGGAAUGCUCCCUAUGUUUGAUCCGCCCCGAGAAGAUACCGCUCAAACUAUCAGCGAAGCGCAGAAUCUCGGUAUUAGCGUGAAGAUGCUUACCGGUGAUGCUAUUGCUAUUGCGAAAGAAACCUGCAAGAUGUUGGCUUUGGGUACUAAGGUGUAUAACUCAGACAAGCUAAUCCACGGCGGUUUGAGCGGUGCCAUGGCUAGUGAUCUCGUUGAAAAAGCAGACGGCUUUGCCGAAGUGUUCCCGGAACACAAAUACCAAGUCGUACAAAUGCUACAAGAACGAGGGCACUUGACCGCUAUGACCGGCGAUGGUGUAAAUGACGCACCAUCUCUCAAAAAAGCCGAUUGUGGCAUCGCCGUCGAAGGUGCCUCGGAAGCCGCUCAGUCCGCAGCAGACAUCGUGUUCCUCGAGCCUGGUCUUUCAACUAUCAUUGACUCUAUUAAGGUCGCACGUCAAAUCUUUCACCGCAUGAAGUCAUAUAUUCAAUACCGCAUUGCACUCUGCUUGCACCUUGAGAUCUACCUCGUGACUUCGAUGAUCAUCCUCAAUGAAAGCAUCCGUGUGGAGCUUAUUGUCUUCCUGGCAUUGUUCGCCGAUCUUGCGACCGUUGCAGUUGCCUAUGACCAUGCAUCAUUCGAGCUGCGACCUGUGGAAUGGCAACUUCCCAAAAUCUGGGUCAUUUCCUGCCUUCUUGGUGUGCUUCUCGCCAUGGGUACGUGGGUUAUCCGAGGAAGUAUGUUCCUGAAGAACGGAGGCAUUAUCCAAAACUGGGGAUCUAUUCAAGAGGUCCUCUUUUUGGAAGUGGCACUCACAGAGAAUUGGCUAAUUUUCGUCACUCGCGGCAUCGACACAUGGCCAUCAAUCCACCUGGUAGUCGCUAUCCUCGGCGUCGACGCUUUGGCUACGAUCUACUGUCUGUUCGGUUGGUUUACCAACCAAACCAUGCCAACCAAGCCCGCAGACCAUUUUGUUGAGACCACAAAUGGCUGGACCGAUAUCGUCACUGUUAUUCGAAUCUGGGGUUAUUCGCUUGGUGUUUCGAUUGUUAUCGCUCUAGUAUACUUCAUCUUGAACAAGAUUGAGUGGCUCGAUAAUCUGGGUCGUUCCAAGCGCGACAAGGGUGAGAUCAGAAUUGAGAACCUGCUUGCUCACUUGUCUCGUGUUACGGUUGAGUACGAGGAAUCGGGCGCCACGAAGGGCCGGUUCUCCUUGGCUACAACCAAGGAGGAGGAGGAGGCUGAGUGA